Molecule: messenger RNA, 567 nt
Organism: Zea mays
Lineage: Eukaryota; Viridiplantae; Streptophyta; Magnoliopsida; Poales; Poaceae
Product: serine/arginine-rich SC35-like splicing factor SCL33
Exons: 4
Coding region: 142-567 (141 amino acids)
Molecular function (GO): RNA binding
Source: RefSeq, a predicted model, not a curated record
UUACGCACCCCCUGAGAUUAACAGUGGAAGUAACUUUUUUGAAGACGCAAGUCUUAAGAGUACUAUUGAAGAAAAGGAAGAAAUAGAGGUUUAAAGAGAUAUGCAAGUUAUGAAGAGUUUCAAGUGUAUCUCUAAACACUUAUGACUGCAAGGGAACCUAGAGGAUUUGGGUUCAUCCAAUACUUUGAUCCUGAGGAUGCUUCUGAUGCAAAGUACCAUAUGGAUGGGAAGAUGCUGCUUGGAAGGGAAACUGUUGUUGUUUUUGCAGAGGAAAAUAGGAAGAAGCCUUCUGACAUGAGGGCCAGGGAAAAAAUAAGUGGCAGAGGUCGUUCUUAUGAUGGGAGGUUGCGCUCAAGGUCACCUGGGUUGAACGAUUCUCCUAGGGGUAGAUUACGGUCCCAAAGCCGAAGCUACUCGCCAGCACUUAAGCAAAAGCACUAUUCAAGGUCCCCGGCUCCACCUCGGGAGAGAUCUUUGUCGCGUUCCCUAGCUAUCAACAGAUCAAGGAGUGCAAGCCCCAUUGUUAGCAGGUCUCGUAGGCAGGGGUCUCUCUCUGUUAGCGAGUGA